AUGUUUGAACGUAAUGAGAAGAACGUGAAUUGAUCAACAUUUACAUUCAAAGUUGUUAUUGAUGCAGCUACAGACAAUAUUGAAGAGAAAUCUGGUGAUAUUUAUUAAGCAAAAUAUGUUCAAAGUGUUUGAUGUGAUAAUUGUAUGUGGGAAUAACCCUCAGUUAGUCCUGACCUAAUGACCCGGCUUUCGACAUGCCUCAGUCCCCCUCACCUCGUCUGCGCCAUUACAGGACUAUGACAGCAAUAUGUUUCGUUUGCAACCUACCGAUACUGUCUCAUCAAGUUGGAUUGGUUUGGGCUGGAGGCAACGGCUGGGACGAGCUUACACGAUCUACUUUAGAAGAAUCAACUUUGAGACAAAGACUGGGCAGUCGAAGGGACUCGGCGGCACAAGUGUCUUGCCUGUCACCACCAGAACCCGACGUCGAAAAUCAGCCCAGAGGUGGGCCCCGACGCCGCCGCUCCUCUUUGGCUCAAUUAACCGACAUUCUGCGCGAGUGGGGUGGCGGGGGCAGCGCGCCCCGACGCCAAAGAGCCCCGCUCUCCCGACGAGAGACCCUGGCGGACCUCGCCCGCUCCCUACCUUGGGCGCGGCACGAACCGCCACCGAGGCGCCGUCGCGACUCUUCAGCCGACUCCGGCAUCAAAUCCAUGGCUUCCAAACGCCGCGAUUCCAAAGCGGCACCUCAAGAUUUUCGGGCCGAUUUCCCCAAUUGGGACCGCAAAGACUCAAUAACCGUUAUGCCAGCGAGAGAAAGGCGCAUCAAAAGACGCGGUUCUGAGGAAACUAAGGAACGCAGAGACUCCGUAGAAGGACAUCGGCAUCGCCGGGAUUCCGUUGUUGCUCCACCACGUAUAGUGGCUACCCAGAGAAAAAGGCGAACAUCGCCGCCUACCCCUGCUCCACCUUCCUUUGUUGAUGCGUCCUCUGAUCCCGGACCUUCGUCGCAUAUGCCGUGUGUAACUGUAGUAGCUAUCCAUGAACCCAGUAGAUCCGACGGAGAAUGUCAACCUACAAUGACAAUGCCUACCAUAAUUACGUCUGCUGUGACACCCUCACCUACAUCACCUACACCACCUAAUAGUAGUGCUACCCAAACAGCACAAACGUCCCAGACGACACAGUCUGCUCAAGCGACGCAAGUAACACCUGGUGGCCGUUCUCCUCCUAACUUAGGUGGACGUCGAGACUCUACAACCCAAUGUGGUCGAGCUCGCAGGGAUUCCCGAGCCGCGGCCAGCCCAACAAGACUUGGAAGACUGCAACGUCAAGCUACUGCGUUUGACGAUCCAAUAGGGCCACCUGGAACCAGGCGUAGGGAUUCAGGACCAUCCUUAGGACCUGAUGACGAAGGAAGGGCUCGAAGGGAUUCUUUGAGUCCCGAUUCUGCUGUACGACCGAGACGAGAGCGGUCUCAAUUAAGCCCAGAUCGAGCUGGUGGUGGAGAGUUAAGCCCAUCAACAGCAAGAAGACGAAGCCGACUAAGAAGACAAGCAUCGUGUGCUAGGAUGGGUCGAGCCAGGAGUCCAGAAUCAAGCUCGUGCUCCAGCCGAGAUCCAAGUCCUUGUGCUCGACCACCUGAGAGAACAAUGAUUCGCAGACAAUCUACAACUGAAGAAAUUUUAAUAGCUAGGGGUUUUCGACGGCAAUCAACUACUGAAGAGAUGAUCAGAUGUCGAAACUUUCGACGCCAAAGCUCACAAAGUGAUGACGCAUGCAUGCGUGCACGAGGUCGCAGAGACUCGUCAACACAAAUACUAGAUGGAACUAUUGGGACCAUGACUGUAGAAACUACCAGCACCUUCUUCGAUUCCAGCACGCAAACUGAACCAUCUCCGCUGUACGACAACAACCAUUACCAUGAGGAGUGCCUACGCUGUAACUCCUGUGGGCUGAACCUCACCGGACCCAACCAGAAACGCGCACGCCGCUUCAAGAACCAAAUCCUGUGCGACCUGCACUUCGCUGACGUGGCGCUGAUGGAGUGCAGCGACUUCAUGCAGCAGCUGCGCAGCUUUAAACCCCAGUCCCUGGGCUGCGCCGUCGCCAGGCGCAAGUCUUCUACCACACUCAUAUUCCCGCUGCCUCCACAAGCCUGCUCAGAUGAAUUCUGCGAAGAGUACCCGCACAGUUUGAUCCCGACUCCCGGUUACUGGGUCGAAUGUUCUCGCCAGAAGAUAGCCACAGACACAAUCUGGGAUGAAUCCGAGUCUGAACACGACAGUGGACCUGACCGGGAUAAUGCUGACGAUCGUCACAGAAGAUCUGGGUCUUUGGACGAAGCAGCGGAAGACAGCAGCGAUAAUGGAGGUAGUACACCAAAGAAGAAAACGGCGAUUGAAGAACAAUGGGAAAGAUCAGGAGGCUUCGAGCUCACCUCAGUGGAACAAGAAACAUAUGAGAAGUACUUCUACGGGACUGAACACUGGAACUACUUCACUAAUGACGAAGACCUCGGACCUGUUAUACUGUCUAUCAAGCAAGAGACUCUCAACGGAAGAGAUCAGUUCAGGAUUUUGGUCCGGGCAAUAAGCUACACAGUCCACGGAUUGAUUCCUGCGUCAUGCGUAUUCGCGGACCGCUACAACCGUGAGGAGGUGGUGAGAUCACUGGGCAAAGAGGUCAACAUCAACCCGCCGUUGAUGCUGGGUCAGCUGCCAGAUACACCAGAAGAACUCCUUAAACUUGACCAGGUAUUCAUAAAAUCGGAACUGAAGGUCGGAGUAAUCUACGUAAAAGAAAACCAGUACACAGAAGAAGAAAUUCUGGACAAUAACGAAAACUCUCCGAUGUUCGAGGAGUUCUUACAAGUUUUAGGAGAGAAAGUCAGACUUAAAGGUUUUGAUAAAUACAAAGGCGGCUUAGACACGGUCCAUGACUUGACUGGCUUGUACUCAGUGUACACAAACUGGAGAGGGAUAGAAAUCAUGUUCCACGUGUCAACCCUACUGCCUUACGAGAGGCACGACCCUCAGAAACUACAAAGGAAACGUCACAUAGGCAACGAUAUAGUUUGUGUCGUUUUCUUGGAAGCCGAUAACACUGCGUUCUCUCCAGCCUGUAUCAAGAGCCACUUCUUGCAUACAUUCAUAUUAGUUCGAGUAUCAGCAAAGAUUAAACGCAGACCAACGCGGUACGAAGUGUCAGUGGUGACAAGAGAUGAAGUGGGCGCCUACAAGCCGUACUUGUGGGAGCAAAGCGUCUUUGAUAAGGGCCCUAUGUUCAGGGAAUGGUUGCUGACUAAAAUAGUGAACGGAGAAAGAGCUUCGUAUUCCGCGCCCAAAUUCGCAAGAAUGCAAGAAAGAACUCGCAGUCAAAUGCUGGAAGACAUCGUUGCUAACUUGCAGAACCACGCCGAGACAGGACAAAUACCGAAACCUUACCGAAGAGGAUCAUGGCGUCCUAUCGGUCACAUGCGACCAUCAUCUCCACUCCUAGACUCAGUGCGAGACCAGUUCGAGGACUACGACCAACUUGCGAAGGACUUCACAAGGGUGUUCCUCAACAGUGAGCUGAACAUGGCACAGAAUGCACAACUAUUUGACGUGGUCUUCUUGGUGGGACAGUCGAAACAGAAGACCAAGUUUAUUGGUGUUAGAGCCAUACUUGGUGUGAGAAGCAGGGUAUUCCAAGAAAUGCUAUACGGCAUCCAGACGGGAUUCGGUUCCCCUCAAGUCCCGGUAGCUGAACUGUUGGCACGGCCAGCACCAACACUACUAUCUCCGACUCCUGCGAGGCAAAAAAGCAGCAACUUCUUGCAAGUUCCUGAUAUUGAAUCACCAAGGCCAAAAAGCGUACCUAGUUCUCCAAUGGUGAAACGCGCCUUCUCCAGAUUGGGUACCAUAACAGCGGGUUGGGGACGAUCUAUUCGCAAGCAGCACUCGCAACUUAACGCAGAAGAUAAAAAGAAAUGGGCUAGUUCCCAAGAUUGUUCCAAUAAAGAAGGAAAAGAUAAAGAAAAAGACAAAAAUGCAGCUCUUGCCGUACCGAGACUAUCCGUGUGCGCUGACGCACAAAAAGUCGAUCGAGCUAAACUGGCGCAAACAGAGUUUUCAAUAAUCGAGUUCGAUCCUGAAACUUUCCGCAUCCUCCUGGACUACUUGCACACCGGCAGCUGCCCACUGACCUGCGCCUCAAUACCAGGCCUCAUUUGUGCCGCAGAGCAUUACGACCUGCCUGAAUUACUACAGGCGUGUUUCCACCAUGCUAAACAAUUCCUUAGAAUAGAAGUGGUGUGCACGAUGCUCAUAUCAUUAGAAAAUUACUACUGGCGAUAUACGUCAGCCUCGGAGUUGGUAAACAUGAUCCUGGCCUUCAUCGAGCAGCGAGCGUACGCCCUGUUCCAGACUCCGGAGUUCCUCAACCUGUCCGAGUCCAUGGUGCAGAUGAUCAUGUGCCGGAACCUCGAAGUACCAGAGGUGAGGAAGUUCGAGGCAAUGCUUAGCUGGGCCCGGAAUAAGAUCAAAGCCAAGUCCGCAAAUAAGACUGAUGCCAAAAAUGAAUUUAAAUGCACAAUGGAAAGAUUAGCUAGAGACCUGAAGCUGUAUAGGAUCUCACCGCAAGAAUUGAUAAAGGUAGUGCUUCCGUCGAAGGCUAUUAAGAACGAGCGGAUCCUGGAGACGCUGAUGUACCAGGCGAACUCCGGAAUGUAUAGGAUUCAGGAUAGCUACAUCGAGGCCUGCCAGCAGCGCCUGCAGAAACAGGAUUCGAGGUUCUCGGAGUUUGAAAGUUUCGAUUACGGUAUAUAAACAUGGAGCUGUGAGAUAUAUCAGUGUAUUAGAUAGAUUAUGAAGAGUGACUGCGCUGGGUCCUUCUAUAAUGUGGUAUGUUGACGCCUUCUAAAAGUAUUAUUGUUAUAGAUGUACUCGAAUACUGUAGAGGUACGAGAAAUAUUUGUACACUUCUCGGAUACCUACUCCAUGUUAUUGUUCAUUGAUACCUAUAUUUUUUACAUCUAGCUAGAUGUGUUCAAUAUCAUAAUCAUCUCUAUUUUUGGUACCAAGAAUUACGAUUAAAGAUGUAAAAUGUUCAUCAACUGGAAGUUUAAAAUUUUUACAUGAAAAUAUAUUAUUUACAUCCAUGUUAUAGCACGUUUUAAAGAUUUUCCCUCUGUGAUCUCCGAUGGAAGAGCACAACAUGAUCUAAUUAUACCAUGUGUAGUUAAUUAAAUGUAAAUGGAUAAAAAAUAAUAUUUUCGAGUGUCACUUGUUAUAACCACAUCAAUGAGAUAGUUCGACAUUCUACUAACGACUGAAUCCAGGACCUGAACAUGUUCAACAUUGUACAGUACCUACUAUACAAAACUUGAUAAAAUAUAUUAUACUAAUGUUCACAAAAUAAUAAAUUUGUGCAAAUUGUACAAACAUUAUCACUUAAUAAAGUUAUCCGUAGAAUAAAGUUCAAUAUAAUGAAUACGUUGGUGUGAAACUCGUUCUUGAGACCUCUUCAAAAGUUAUCAUAGAUAAUGCCUUCUGAUAUAUGUAUAGAAUGUUAUACCUACCUAUAUGUAUACUGCUGUUGUAUUUACGAUUAAAGCAAAUAAAAAAUAAGAGA
Messenger RNA from Spodoptera litura, 5556 nucleotides. It is a transcript of the gene rsh, whose product is annotated as Rap GTPase activating protein radish. Lineage: Eukaryota; Metazoa; Arthropoda; Insecta; Lepidoptera; Noctuidae. The record is from RefSeq and is a predicted model, not a curated record. Gene Ontology annotation, cellular component: cytoplasm. Gene Ontology annotation, biological process: regulation of small GTPase mediated signal transduction. Gene Ontology annotation, molecular function: protein binding; GTPase activator activity.